Molecule: messenger RNA, 261 nt
Organism: Miscanthus lutarioriparius
Lineage: Eukaryota; Viridiplantae; Streptophyta; Magnoliopsida; Poales; Poaceae
Source: the annotation of a GenBank genome assembly
AUGGCCGCGCAAGCUCGGCUGCGGCUCCUCUCCACCCUAACAUUCCUAGUAGUCCACGUGGCGACAACAGCACCUGCUGCCGCGACAAGCUGCCCGCCGAGGACAUGUGGCAACCUGACCAUCGCCUACCCAUUCUGGCUCCCGGACCAGCAGCCUUCCUCCUCCUCGGCGCCGCCGUGCGGGCCGAGCGCCUUCCAGGUGGACAGCCACGGCGGCCGUGCGUCGCUGGCGCGCUCGUUCGAACAGGAGACACCUAGCUAG